CCCACACACACACACACACACACACACGCACGCAGACUCACAAGCAGAGACCGUUUAGUCACACAACAGGCAGGACAGGAGACAGUCGACCCCGCAACCAACUGUUACCACCUUCGGAGAAAAAGUCCAAAAGCGCAACCAUGGGGAAAGGCUGCAUCACAGUUACCAAGUACUUUUUAUUCCUCUUCAACCUCCUCUUCUUUAUCUUUGGAGCAUUGAUCAUGGGCUUUGGACUGUGGGUUCUCUUUGAUAACCAGAGCUUCAUUGCUGUUCUGCAGGAAUCAUCAGACACGGUGAAAGUGGCUUCAUACAUCCUCAUCGGAGUGGGUGCACUGUCAAUGGCCAUGGGCUUCUUCGGCUGCAUAGGUGCCAUCUACGAAAUCCGUUGUCUGCUGGGUCUGUAUUUCACCUGCCUCCUGCUCAUCCUCAUCGCCCAGGUCACUGCUGGAGUCCUCAUUUACUUCCAAAGAGAGCCGUUGAAAUAUGAGAUGUCCAACAUCAUAAAGGGCAUGAUAAUCAACUACACCGGCGAGAACAGGACCACAGAGCACACAUGGGACUUCAUUCAGAGGACGAUGAAGUGCUGUGGAUGGACUGGUCCAGGAAACUGGUCCGAGAACCUUUUGAUCAAGAACAGCUCCAAGAACCUCUACCCAUGUUCCUGUCGCAAUGGGGAACUGCCUGGCACGGCCAUCCAAGAAGUAGGCCUGUGUGAGCACACGUCCACAGAACCACCUGUCUAUGAAACGGGCUGUAUAGCCAGCGUGGAGAAAUGGCUCCUGGACAACUGUGGGGUUAUUCUGGGAAUGUGUAUCGGUGUGGCAGUCGUGGAGCUCCUCGGGAUGAUUCUCUCCAUGUGUCUGUGCAAGAGUGUCGUCCAGGAGGAUUAUACCAAAGUACCGAAGUACUGAGCUGAAGACAGAGCUUCACACCACACACAGAUGGAUGGACUCUUUCCCCCUCCCUCUCUCUCCCCAGUCUCACGUUCUUAUGUACACACACACUUAAAAUAAGACAGCUGUCGCCACCAUUUGAGCUUCGGCUGCCUUGACAGCUGUGCAGAUUUCUCACGCCCCACAUGUCCCACACACACACACGCACCUCUCAGUCAAAGUUGACACACUUGUUGGACAUCAGUUCAACAAGUGACCAGUGUUGUGUUGUCAUUUGUGUUUUUUCUAAGGAGACAUUUGUGAUAUUUUUUGGUGGAAGCCUGAGAAUUUUGCCGUUUGAUACGAUGCAAAUGUCCAUUUAUGUGUUGUUUUGUUUUCCUUGGCUGACCUCAAAGAAGCGCUUAAUUAACGUAGUAGUAGAGAGAGCACUUUAGUGUCAUUUGGUGAGCUGAGAGCCGGAGCAUCUUCUGACUCCGGGGCAGGAGAUGAGGGGGAGUCGGGAGGAUGUGGGCGUGUGCGUGGUAGAUGCUCUGAAGGAUUAAUGCCUCUCUGUGACCCUGCAGCUGGUAUUUUUGGUGCAGAGGGUGGUGGAGAGGCCCAGGACAGGGGUGCUUUGGUGGAGGUUUUGGCUUCUGUCAUCAGCUCCUUGUACCCAGUAGCCCUAAUAUUAACCUUCGUUUACACCCACCACCACCACCUCCUCCUUCUCCCUCCCAGUAUCCAUCAUCUGUUAGCAUCUCUAAAUCACAUCUCUGUCUUCCUCUCGGGUGUGGCUGACUGGUAACCAGUAGCUUUCCAAAAUGACUAGUUUUGCAUGAAGUAAGUGUGUGUAUGAUGUGUUGAGUGAGUAUUUUAUUUCCUUUUGUUCUUUUUUUAUAUUCUUGUGUCAUCUCUGUUUUUCUUUUUUACAACUGUACAUAUGACUUUGGUAAGGCAUUAUGGCACUUCAGUGCUUGGUCAGCGUUUUAUAUGGGAAAGCUGUCACCCACAUGCUCUUGUUUUUAGGGUCCUGUUCUUUGUUCUUUGUUCUUUGUUGCUGAUGAUGUACAGAAUGUGGCUGCCACAGCAGCUCGUCAUAACUAUUUUGGUCUGAAUCAGAGAAAUUGGAACCCUUAGAGUGAGUCUGUCAUCACUCUUGAAGCUAUAUUUUCAUUUCUUUAGCAUAGCAUGAGUUGGUGAACAGACAGUCUGCCAUAGCGCCUGCCCUGAAAAAUCUUGUUUUUUACCAUUGUAGCAGAAAACUAAAAACAGCAGCUGUGUGACCACAAUGUAUUUUCCCCCCUCUGCAUGAUUUCUUUCCGAGAAGUCAUUUUGACUGGUUUAUAUUAUCAGUAACAAGAGCAGAGAAAAAAGUUGGAAGCUAGCAGUGAUUGCAUAUUUUCAGAGGCUGCUAUGACCAGAAAAUGACUGUUCAUCAGCUCGUACUAUCUUUGCUAAAAAUGAUUUACAAAAGUGAGUUUCCUCAUCCUACUUAUCCAUGUCUUCAUCUUUCGUCCUUCCACUUCAUUUUGAACACAAUAUUAUGGCAAAAUUUCUGGUUAAUUUAGGGGAUAGACUGCACUUCUGUGUGGCUUGGGGUUUUUCAUGCCAUCUCAUGAGUUGUUCCAAAUCCUGUUCAUCAUGCUGUAAUUUCAUGAGAGAGAGGAAACUGGCCAUUGUAUAAAAAGAACAGCUGUGUCUUUCACAAUUACAGUCAACCAGUCAAUUGAAACAUUAAUUUAACUUAAGGAGAGAUGAAGGCUUUUUAUUGUGUUUUUAAGAUAUUUUUACACUUUUACAAAUAAUGAAUGAUUUUGUUUGGUAGAAAAAAUAUUUGUGGACCUGUAAGCCAUGUUUAAAACAUAUUGUGCAUUUUUAUUAUUAUUAUUAUUAUUAUUGAGAACUAUUAAACUUAAAUUCACUAGACUCUGUCGAACACUGCUUUAAUUUCAUCUUAUUUAAAAGCUAGUUUAACAGUGGUAACUGAAUUUAUAUACAUAUAGACUGAUAUUUUGUCAGGCAGAGUACUAUUUGAUCUUUCAGAUGUCAGGUUUUGUACCUAAAGCAACCAGAAGAUGGCAGUAUAUACUGAACAGUGUAAGUGGCUCAGGCAGAAAUCUAUUUGAACAAGAUGAGCAAAAUUAGUGGGUUGAUGUUUUAAGUGUAAAAUGAAAGAUGCUUCAUCAGUGGAUUAAUUAUGUUUUAAAAUCCUGCUUUGUAAAAGCUGCAGGUUUGGUAUGGGCCCUAUGCAGAUUCUUAAGAAAUGAGUUAUUUCACUACAUUCCUAUUUC
Molecule: messenger RNA, 3163 nt
Organism: Xiphias gladius (swordfish)
Lineage: Eukaryota; Metazoa; Chordata; Actinopteri; Istiophoriformes; Xiphiidae
Gene: cd82b
Product: CD82 molecule b
Exons: 9
Coding region: 141-911 (256 amino acids)
Cellular component (GO): membrane
Source: RefSeq, a predicted model, not a curated record